Messenger RNA from Theileria parva strain Muguga, 2107 nucleotides. It is a transcript of the gene TYW1, whose product is annotated as S-adenosyl-L-methionine-dependent tRNA 4-demethylwyosine synthase. The transcript is spliced from 9 exons. Lineage: Eukaryota; Apicomplexa; Aconoidasida; Piroplasmida; Theileriidae. The record is from RefSeq and is a predicted model, not a curated record. Gene Ontology annotation, molecular function: 4 iron, 4 sulfur cluster binding; catalytic activity. Gene Ontology annotation, biological process: wybutosine biosynthetic process. The coding region runs from base 132 to 2033 and encodes 633 amino acids.
CGUAAAUCAACAAAUUCCACAAAUUAUCAUAUUCUACAUAUUAUCACAUUAUUUUAUAGUAAAAUUAUUCUACAAUAAAAUUAUAUUAUGAUAAAAAAAUUUCAUGAUAAAAUUGUGAUAAAAAAAUUGUGAUGAUUCCUGGGAGGGAGCGGAUUACGAUAAUUUUUUCGGACGAGAACGGGUGUGAUAGUCAAAAAUUGGCCUCGGAAAUAGCCCUGGAGUAUUUAAACGUUAAACGCACUCCCAAAUGCAUAUCUUUAAACUCGUUACUGAAUUUUGGUAACCGAACGACUGAGGAUUCCGCUGAUUUUUCAGCUUCCGACGGUUCCUUUUCAGAGUUUGCCAAUGUCUUAAACGGAAAUUCUCACUCUGACGAGGGGAAUGUAAUUAUUUUCAUUUUUGAAAGUCAUAGUUCGGGAAUAACUAAACUUGAAAAUGCACUCAACGACUGGCUGUCCGAUUUCAGAGUCGACAAAUCCAUUUUCCUCAACCUCAACUUCAUCUUCGUUAUUCAACAUUCUCAUCCCCCUGACACUCAACAAAGUGUAGAUAAUGAACAUAAUGAAAGAGUUGGGAACGAGGAUGUUGAUGGACUGAGGGAAUUGUUGUCGAAUUUGGGCUCGAGAAUGCUUUUUCGGAGGAAUUUUUACCUCAAAAGCGGCGACGUUGGACAGAUUCUAUCACUAAUCGAUCUCAUUUCUGAGGCCACCUCACACACCGCAUAUCCCAAUAACCACACAGAUCCACACACUAAUCUUCAUACCCCUCAUAUCUCUCAUAGUACAAAUAUCUCUCAUAGUACAGAUAACUCAGAUAGUACAGAAGGUACAGAUGAGACAGAGGGUACAGAGGAUAUAGAAGUUGACAUAGAGAGCUUGGGUAAAUUGGGUGGUAUGACGACAGUAACCCAGCGUAAUCAGUUAAUAAAGCAAGGAUACAAACUCAUCGGUGACCACAGCGCCGUAAAGCUCUGUAGGUGGACCAAGUCAAGGGUAAGAGGGCAUGGGGGUUGUUAUAAGCACACGUUCUAUGGGAUAAGUUCGAGCCAGUGUAUGGAGAUGACACCGAGUCUAGCAUGCGCUAACAAGUGUGUGUUCUGCUGGAGACAUCACACGAAUCCGGUGGGAACCAGGUGGAAGUGGGACCAGGACGACCCCAAGUUCAUAGUCUCCGAAUCCAUCACAGCACACCUAAAACUGAUAAAAGAGUUAAGAGGAAUCUUUGACACUAAGCAGAAAAGGUUUAAUGAAGCACUUAGAAUAAGACAUUGCGCUCUUUCUCUAGUUGGAGAACCCAUCAUGUACCCACAAAUCAAUCAACUCAUCAACGAACUACACAAUCACCAAAUCUCCUCUUUUCUCGUGACAAACGCGCAAUUCCCUGAGGAGAUGGAGGCGUUGGUUCCGGUUACGCAAUUGUACGUUUCAAUUGACGCGUCCGAUAGGGCAAGCCUUAGGAAUAUAGACCGGCCGCUGUUUAGAGACUUUUGGGACCGGUUUCUAAGGUGUAUUGAGUUGCUGAAAUAUCGCAGAGAACGCACAGUUUUCAGACUCACACUCGUCAGGAACUUCAAUAUGACCGAGCAAAAGAAUGAGAUUGAGGGAUACUCCAAUUUGAUAAGGCUGGGUGAGCCUGAUUUUGUGGAGGUAAAGGCUGUGACAUUUUGCGGAAAUGUGGAGGGAAACGCCAUAACAAUGAAAAACGUGCCCUGGCAUGACGAGGUUAUUGAGUACUGCAAGGCACUGGUCAGCACCGACGAACAUGUGAAGAAGAACUACAGCCUAGUCUGCGAACACAGACAUACCUGCUGCGCACUAAUCGCUAAAAAUGAUUAUUGUGUGAAUGGAAAGUGGCUGACGUGGAUUAAUUAUGAUAAAUUUAAUGAACUGGUCACGAGUGGAGUUGAAUUUUCAGGGUUGGAUUACUCUUGUGAGACUCCUGACUGGGCACUUUUCGGAUCACCUGAACAAGGAUUUGACCCUGAAGAUACUAGGAUAUACACCAAAGGGAGACAUAAAUUAAACUCAGUUUGAAUUGUACAUUAGUUUAAUCUCACUUUUGUUUAUGAAUAGUUAAUAGUUAAUUCGUUGUGAGAGAUUAGUCCGGG